GCUGGCAUUUCAGUAAAAGGCUAAAAGCUCAAUAAAUUCCAAUUAUUUUAUCUAUUUCCCGUCAUUACUAUUUUCAGAUUUUUGUCUCUUUCCCCGCUCUCGUGCUCUCGCCGCCGACUGCGUAACGGUCGCCGGCCGCAUUACGCCGACAAACACGUUCCCCCCGCCGACGUUUCGAAAAUCUGUUCCCCUCGAAGUUCUAAGAUUCGAUUGCGUACUCGUUUAACUUCCCGAAAGCGUUUCUCAGGAGGUGAGCAAGAUGAUUGGAUCGUUUCUAACCAGAGGACUUGUAAUGGUGUUUGGAUAUGCUUAUCCUGCUUAUGAAUGCUACAAAGCUGUUGAGAAGAAUAAGCCUGAGAUUCAGCAGCUUCGGUUCUGGUGCCAAUAUUGGAUUCUUGUGGCUGCUUUGACUGUUUUUGAAAGAGUUGGGGAUACUUUCGCUUCGUGGGUUCCGCUGUACAGCGAGGCAAAGCUGGCGUUCUUCAUAUAUCUUUGGUUCCCUAAGACCAGAGGAACCACAUAUGUCUAUGAUUCUUUCUUUAGACCAUAUGUUUCAAAGCACGAAAAUGAAAUCGACCGCAACUUGGUUGAGCUAAGGACCAGAGCUGGAGAUAUGGCGGUGAUAUACUGCCGGAAAGCAGUGUGCUAUGGACAGACAAGAGUCACUGAUAUCCUGCAGUUUGUAGCUCUACAGUCAACACCGAAACCUAAGCCUAAGGAAAAGAAGCAGACUCCACCAGAAGCAGAGGAACAGAAACAACCGGAUCUCAAGGCGGCGAGCCAAGCAGGUUCUAGUCCUCAAGCGCGUCCACAACCCAAGAAACCACAGCUUCUAACCAAAGAACCUAUAUCUGUAAAGCCUAUUAUACCUCCUCGUAAGCAGCUGCAGCAACAACAACAGCAGCAAAUAGAAACCAAGGAAGCAAAACCAAGCGCAUCACAAACCAAACUCACUCCUCUUCCUCUACCAUCAUCACCUUCAACCGCCCCUAAACCAAACGCUGAUCCAGCACAGCCAUCAUCAACUACAGAGGCAGAGAAAGCGUCAGAGACUGCUGCUGCGUUACCAGCGAUACCAGCGUCUGCGAUUAAGCGAGCGUCAUCUUCUAAAGAGACAAUCAGGGAGACAAUAAUGGAGGAAACACUAAGGGUCACACGUGGGAGUCUGAGAAAAGCUCGUUCAACGGGGACACGCUAAAACAAUAAACACACGAGUUCAAAACUCGGUCUGGUCUUUAAUGUGGUUUCUUUUUCCUUACGAAGUCAACCUAAAACAAGAAUAAGCGAUUUUAUUGGGGAAAAAAUGGAGUCAUAUUCGUCUUUUUAGUUAGAUGUAAAUUGCUCAGACUUGAGACUACUCUCCUAUUUAUCUUUUCGUAUUUAGAAAUUUAGAUUACCGAAAAA
This is a messenger RNA of Brassica rapa (field mustard), 1404 nucleotides long. Its product is annotated as HVA22-like protein h. The record is from RefSeq and is a predicted model, not a curated record. Lineage: Eukaryota; Viridiplantae; Streptophyta; Magnoliopsida; Brassicales; Brassicaceae.